CAAAUAAAGUCAUACAUGUUAUAUAUAAAUAAAGUCAAAAAAGCAACACAAUAUGUAUCACAGUCACAGAAAAGGUGUCUAUAGUUCAAUAAUAUUUUUAGGAGAAGAAAAUUAGUUAUUACAAAUCGGAAAAGAAAUACUUUAAGAUUGACAUAACGAGUAUGGAGAGAAUGGCCACAGAUAAUUCGAAGUGUGAAUCGUUGAAAUUUUACACUUAUCUAUGCCAAAAUAUUGGAUCUGAAGAACUUGUGAAAAUUAGGAGGUUAGCUUUCACUAUUUUAGAUUUGGGACAAUCAUUUGGUCAUAAAACAAUAACCAGUGGAAGUAAAGGUGAAGGACUUGAUAUGAAAGGCAGUGAUUUGGAUGUAAUGGCUAUAAAUCCAUUUUUUAAGGUAUACGAAUCAGAAAAAGAUGUUGUUCUUGAUGGUCUGACAAUUCCCUUAGUUAUGGUCACUGAUGAGACCCAACCAUGUUUUACACAGUUAUGUCGUCUAAAUCAUCAUCGAGUAUAUAACGAUUCGGAUUUGGCUUUUAAACUAUUACCUUUGUGGCAAAAAUAUCCUCUAGGAUACAUGCUUUCAAGUGAACAGUAUAAACUGUUGAUUAUGUCAAUUGCUGGUCUCAAACUUGCUGAACGCAAACUUCCAAGAUUAGUGAAAACGCAUGGCCCAUGUCUAACAAGUGUUGAUGAUCAAUUGGAUAAUGUAGUGUGCCUUAAAUGUGAUCAAUGGCUAUUUCAAACACAGCCAUGGAUAAGAAGACCACGUACUGCAUGGCCUUCACCUAAAAUCAUAUCAAAAAUAAUAUCUUGUGGAGUGCUAUUUGUUCCAAUCGGAUGCAAAGGAUCAGCAAAUGAAAAUCUGGAAUGGCGAAUUUCAUCUUCUGUUGCAGAAAAAUUUCUUAUAUAUUCUUUCAACCAUACACAAUUCUUAUGCUAUGGACUGUUAAAAAUCCUGCUAAAGGAAAUAGUAGAGAAAGAUGCUGAUUUGAAGGGAUUAUUAUGUUCAUAUUUUUUAAAAACAUUAAUGUUUUGGAUGUCAGAAGAAACAGAUCCGAAUUUAUGGCGACCAGAUAAUACCAUUCCUUGUUUUAUGGCAUGUCUACAGAGGUUACUGUACUGUGUCAGAUAUUCAAUCUUGCUACAUUAUUUUAUUCCUGAAAAUAACUUUUUCCACUCACGGUUCAAUGCUACUAACAAAGAAAAAUUAGAAACCAUACUUACAAAUUUAUAUGGGCGAGGAAUUAAUUGUUUUGCUCAUUCUGUGACCCUAAGAGACUACCAAAGACAACACUACAAAGACAAUCAUCCUUUAACACAAGUAAAUUUUACAACAUUUGAACUUUUUAUCGAUUAAUCAAAUUUAAAGAAAAUGUAUCUACUAUAUCAUUGUCUACAUCAUUCUAGAACUGUUGCAUGUAAAAGUCUAUUUACAUUGUAUUUAUCAAAGUCAUGUUGGUUUGUUCCAGAUACCUCUAAACAUCUUUUUACAAGUUAUAGCGCAGAAAACAAACAUCAAUACUCAAAGUACAAACACGAUCUCAGUCAUUUGAUUGUAGGUGUGCAUUCAGAUGCAGUGACUGGAUGGCUUAUCUUAGCUUCAUAUCUCUAUGUUAGAAAAAAUUACGUUGCCUCUUUAAGAUUAACAAAUUAUGUGUUGCAGAAAUACACAGAUGAGAAAAUUUUUACUGGAUCCGGACUGACCAAAUAUGAGUUAACAUUUAUCCAAAAACACGUUCUAAAUCUGAUGAAAACAGAAAAGUUGUAUUCAGUAUUAAGAUCAUUGAGAAUUGAAACUCUUACAUUUGGUCCUAACUCAUCAAUAAUUCCACAGGAAUUACAACUAGAUGUUACAAGGAUGCGCACAUGUUAUUAUCCUUUACCAUUUGCAUAUUUUCUUGGCUUCUUAUGUAACUACCAUCUACAGGACAUCACAUCAUGUAGACAUUACCUUAAAAAACUAAUAUUAACAAAGAAAAACGAUAGUAUUCAUGUUUCUUUAUUUAAAGCGAAUACAGCUAUAAUGUGUGGCGUAGCCCAUCAGUUGAUUGGUGAGGCAUACUUUGCUAAAAUAUUAUUUCAGGAAGCUGCGAUGCAGGAUAAGUUAAAUUGUACUAGUGCAGCGACAAGGUUGUCUAGUUUCACAUGAUGCUAACUGUAAACUAAGAUGUAAUUGAUCUGUUUAUUAUUUUAUUUUGGAUGUAACGCGUCUUUUAAUUUGCCGACAGUUUCUUGUCUAUCAGCUAAUAGACAUAAUAUUGUCAUGUGAUUAACCCAGGCUUAAAAUGAAAUUUAGAAUUACAUUAUAAGGAAUAGCAGUAUAUUUUCCCGUCUUAUCGAAAUAACAUAAAAAUGUGGUGUACACU
Molecule: messenger RNA, 2364 nt
Organism: Mytilus trossulus (common blue mussel)
Lineage: Eukaryota; Metazoa; Mollusca; Bivalvia; Mytilida; Mytilidae
Exons: 2
Coding region: 162-1355 (397 amino acids)
Source: RefSeq, a predicted model, not a curated record